AUGCGGUUAUUGAUUUUCGUUUUGGCCGUUCUCGGCUUUUGCCUGACGGCUUUGGCUAAGAAGCAAGUGAUCAAAAAGCGCACGCCUCACUAUUGCGAGGUGAGCGAGCCCGGCUUCUCGUACAAAUUUGAUUUUAAGAAGCUGAAAAAAACCGACGACUACGUUAUUAGACAUGACAACGACGUUUUGAGAUUACGAAUAUGCGAGCAAUUAAAAACGAGUUGCAACAAACAUAAAGGAUACUCCAUUUGUUUAUCAAAGGGGAAGUCUAAUUCCGAGAUAGGCAUUGGAAGGGAACCUCCGGAAGUAAUUCCCGAAUUUGGUAAAAUAAUUUUCAAGUACACCGGCGAACAGUGUGAUGAUAAGCAUAAUUAUACUGUAAACAUAAAAAUGAUUUGUGAUUUUGCUAUCAAAGAUGGAAGUGGCAUGGCAUUUGCCGCAGCAAUGGAUACCAAUCCAUGUGAAUAUAACAUAGCGUGGCGAACUGAUGUCGCCUGUUCAGCUAAAAAAGUAGUAAAUUGUACUGUAGAUAAUGGAUCAAAUCAUUAUGAUCUAUCUAAAUUGAUUAAUCUUUCAGACAAUUAUAAAAUCACAUUUAAUGAAACCCAUUCGGUAAUAUUAAAUGUUUGCCAUUCCGUUUUGUAUAGUCGUCGAGCUUGUGGAGCACAUAAUGGUAUGUGCCUUGUUAAUAAUAAUGCACCAAUGGGCCAGACAAACAAGGGACUGGGUGAACCAAUUGAUGAUUUACAAUUUAUUGCUGAUGGCGAAUUAUCUUUGAUUUAUAAACAAGGACCAAUGUGUCCUGAGAAUGUUCCUAAUGCACUUCCACAUAUACAAUCAGUAAUCAUAUUUACUUGUGAUUUAGAUGCAACAGAUACACUACCCAAGUACGUAGGAGGGCAGGAAACAUGUAAUUAUACUUUUACUUGGAGAACUGCACAAGCCUGCAGUGAAAAAAAGUUGCAUGAAAAAAGCUUAGAAAUAACAAACAAUGACGUGUGUACGGUAAAAGACCCCGUUACGAAACACGUUUUUAAUUUAACGUCAUUCAUGAAUGAAGAGUUUAAUGUUACGUCGUUUGCAAGUAACGAAAUAUAUAAAUUCAGUAUUUGUUCACCUUUGGGUGAUUCUAUCUGUGGACCUGAAGCAGGUGCUUGUAGAAUUCACAGUAAAGUAUCAGGUGGAAAAGCUACCACCAAAUUAAUGUGGAAAGAAAGUGGCCCAUAUUUGAAUUAUACGGAUGGACAUUCAUGUAACAAUAAUCAGAGUCGAAGAUACACAAUUAUUGAAUUUCAUUGUGGUAAUAGAAAUGAUUAUGAAAUUGAAGAUCAAGAUGAUAUUUGCAGUAAAGUCAUAAAAAUGAGUACAAAAUUAGCUUGUGACGAAAAGAAAAGGGAGUGCGCCACUGCUAAAAAUGAAGUUAAUUUAAGAUCAUUAAUUCGUCUGAGAGAAAAUUACAUCACUAAAGUAGAUGGUGCGAAUUUUUAUAUGAAUAUUUGUAAGCCACUUGUAAAAAAAAAUAAUCUUAGCUUGUGCAAUGGUGCGGGUUUAUGUAAAGCUGUGAUCACAGACGGCAAAAUAACGGAUGUUGUCAAUUUGGGAUAUCCGGAUGACAGUCCUGUUCUGACGAGUGCUGACACAGUCACGUUGAUGUACCAUAACGGGUCAAUAUGCAAAGAAGAAAAAAAAUCAAGAAUAGAAUCAAGGAUACUGUUUUCAUGUGAUCCAUUCCUUUCAAAUUUGGCGCAGGGUCAGCCACAAUUUUUGAGAUACGAAAAAUGUAUAUACUUUUUUGAAUGGAAAACAAACGUUGUUUGCGGUAAAGUUGACGGCAUUUAUGCCAACAAUUACAUAACUAAUACUUAUGGUGAUCACCUAAAUUUAUCAGUAUUAGCUAUGGAUAAAAAUCCGGUGUACCUAGUUGAAGAUAGACUAAAAACGAAAAAGUACAAGAUAUCCUUUUCUAGCAAUAAAAAGUAUUGUCAUGGAGCAUUAGUAUGUGACACCAACAACGACAUAAAUUAUGGCACCGAAGUAAGUGUGAUUUGGGAUUAUUCUCACAAUCUUAUUCGUCUCUCGUCAACUGAAGGUAGCAGAUGCAGCGAUGGUACUUUAGCACAAUCGACUAUCACUAUAUUCUGUAACGAAGAAUCGUAUACAGAUGAACCACUAUUUCUAAGAGGGGAUAAUUGUAGUGUAGAAUUCGAAUGGUAUACUAGUAAGAUUUGUAAGUCGCAAGCAGAACCACUGAUUUCUACAUUAAAUAGUACAAAUGUAAUUUCAGGUGGAGCAAUAAUUGGUAUCAUUGUUUUGAUAGUUUGUGCAUUAUCAAUUUGUUACUUAAAAGAUUCGACAAGACGAUCUCAUUUUUUAGAUCUAAUUACCUGUAAUUUGACUACAAGAAACUGUGAUCGUGUUAAGUAUUCUCGGGUAAAUACAGUUGAAGAAGUACACUUGCUAUUGAAUACUUCCGAUCCUACCGUCAUUGAUUCAGAUAGUGAGGAUGAACUUAUGGAACCCUAAAAUGAUUUUAAUUGAACGUAAAGUAUCGUGUAAAAAUCCUGUAAAAUUUGAAUACAAAGCGCCUUAAAAUCUAAAUUUAUAAAAUAUGGACAAAGUACGUUUAAGAUAAUAUACAUACAGAAAUGAACUGAGGCUUUUCUCCUACAUAAUGUUUACAAACUGUUACCUUAGCCACUAGAAAAACAUUACAGUUUUCUUGAAAUAGUUUUUCUCGAUGUAACGUAUAUAGUUUUUCAAAUUAUGAUGUUAAGUUGGCUUUCUAAUUUAUAUAAAAUACAGUAAAUUAUAAUUUUUUUCACACAUUUUCAAUAUACAUAAAAAAAAAAAAAAAAAGAAUUAAAGAUUUGCCAAUAGUAUACAUUUUCUCAAACUCGAUAAAGUGAUUUUAAAUAAAAUUUUUACCAUGUUUAAGGAUUUCUCUUACCAGUGACAACCACUGACUUUCGAUACUUGACAUUUGCACUGUUGUACAGCGAUAUGUAUAAUAAUGGUGUGUGCAUGUGUAUGUAUAUAAAGUCAAUUGUAAUAGUGUGCCUAAGGAUGAAUUUUUUAAAUUAUUACGUUUAAAUGUCAUGUAAGUACAAACUGCAAUUUUUUAUGUACGUUAGCUUCAUAUGCGAUCGUUUGGAGUUAAACGUGCUCUUCAUUCGGUUCUUAAACUAAAACACGUCUGAGAACCCCUUAGAACCGAUAUAUUAUCCAAAUCAUGCAUGCAAUAACGCUUGUUUUUUUGGUAUUGUAGUUUAGGAAUCGAACUGAAUCCAAGCCAAAGUGAUUGCAAAUAAACACAGGUGAAAAAAAAAAUAAAAUAAACUUGUAUAAUAUAAUAGUAACUUUUGAUACUGAUAUCAGAGGAUGCUACUACGAUACGAAGCAAUGCUAAAGGGUGUAUGUUUUUUUGUACUUGCCAUACUUAUAUUGUACGCACCAGUGUCGAACACUAUAUUUUUCCCAAGCCGGGCGCAGCAUAUGUCCAAAGA
This is a messenger RNA of Copidosoma floridanum, 3503 nucleotides long. It is a transcript of the gene Lerp, whose product is annotated as lysosomal enzyme receptor protein. Gene Ontology annotation, molecular function: signaling receptor activity; D-mannose binding. The record is from RefSeq and is a predicted model, not a curated record. Gene Ontology annotation, cellular component: trans-Golgi network. Gene Ontology annotation, biological process: lysosomal transport. NCBI's taxonomy places the organism in Eukaryota, Metazoa, Arthropoda, Insecta, Hymenoptera, Encyrtidae.